Folsomia candida is the source of this 1881-nucleotide messenger RNA. Its product is annotated as zinc transporter ZIP3. Gene Ontology annotation, cellular component: plasma membrane. NCBI's taxonomy places the organism in Eukaryota, Metazoa, Arthropoda, Collembola, Entomobryomorpha, Isotomidae. The record is from RefSeq and is a predicted model, not a curated record. Gene Ontology annotation, biological process: zinc ion transmembrane transport. The coding region runs from base 495 to 1544 and encodes 349 amino acids. The transcript is spliced from 5 exons. Gene Ontology annotation, molecular function: zinc ion transmembrane transporter activity.
AAUUUAAUUAAGAAUUGGCUCAUAUUUCAAUGUAAAAAUUGUAUUUGGCAUUGGCCCCAAUAUCAGGCUAAAUUGCUAAAUAUUGAUUUGCGACCAAUUUCAAGCUAAUCAUUACUUCCUAAAUUCCCGUGGAACUAUAAGGUUUUUGAUUACAAUCCAAGUGGCAACUAUGGAUUUCUUCAGAAAUUUUAAGCUUUUCUGAAUGACUCCUUGUCUAAAAAAAAUGUCCAAAUUAAAAAAUACGAAUAAACAAUUGUAUUUUUGCAAAUAUCUAAUUUGGUGCCAGAUAUUAGUUUCAAAUUUGAACGCACCUUCACCACGACCCUAUAGAGUAGAUUUAAAAAAUAAUAGUUACCCUAACCACGACUGGUAGUCUGAAACUAUUCCUAGUUAAUAAACAACUACCUAGACGCAUUAUCAUAAACUAUGAGUAAUGUGAGACUCUAGAUUUUUUUACAAAUCAUUUAAUAUUCGAUAUUUGUCAAGGGAAUGAGAUGGCGAUAACCUGUGAAAAAUGGGUGGUGAUGGGGCUCUUGGCCGUAAUUUCGACCCUGUUUGGAUUCCUGCCCUACAUUUUGUUUAGAUCUUUAAAAACAUGUAACCCAAUUUACAUCCAGACUAACACUUACAAAAUGAUGGUCUCGAUUUUAGCAUGUUUUGGUGCCGGCGUUCUUUUAUCGCUGGCUCUAAUCCACCUCCUUCCACACGUUAGAGAAAUGUUUGAAGAAAUCUCAACUAUUUGGGAAAUAUUUCCGAAACAUUUCCCAAUAGCAGAGGCAACUACGUUGGCAGGAUUUGGGCUCAUUUAUUUCGUGGAAGAGAUUGCUCACAUCUUAAUGGUGGACACUCAAUUUGGACACAGUCACACCCACGCACAAAACUUACCCAAGAUCGAUACAUGUUCAGCGAAAAUUAUUUCCAAUAACAAUGUCAACCUUGACUCACAAAAUUUGGCUAUCGGUGUGGAUGCCAAUUCCAAAAAUGCAAUUAUGUCGGAAGAUCAUAACCCAAACGAAGACAUUGGAAGUGAUCUUACUUCAUCUCUAAAAGCCUUCAUGGCUCUGCUGGCACUCUCGUUUCACGAAUUCAUGGAGGGCAUGGCGAUAGGAAUUCAGAACGAAUCUUCCAUGUGGGUAAUGUUUGGGGGUGUGGCGAGUCAUAAGUUCGUAAUUGCAUUUUGCCUCGGAAUGGAAUUUGUGAAUAGUCGUGCCAGCCGGAAGACUAUGAUUGGCUCCGUCCUAUUUUUUGGGUGCAUUACAAGCAUUGGAAUUGGAGUGGGUGGGCUUAUUCAGGCAGAAGGAUCUUCAGAUUCUAUCUAUACAGCAGUGAUUGGGGGAUUGGCGACAGGGACCUUGCUGUAUGUCGUGUUUUUCGAAAUACUAAAUCGUGAAAGAGAAAAGAAAAUGUAUGAACUAGAAGAAGUUGGUGGGGCGGGAAUUCUACAGUUUGCCGCAGUAGUGGUAGGAAUGAUUUUCAUGGAAAUUUUGUCCAUAAUGGUAUCUCACCAUCAUCAUCACGGGCAUGGUGAGGAUCAUAAUGCAUGAAAAUAAUGUUGGUUGUUGUGAUUUGCAUUAAUUUAUGCAGAUGAUGUUUUGCUUGAGUUACACAUAAAACAUUAUGCACAUAAAAAAUGUUGAAUACAAAAAAAUGUGUCUUGAGUUAUAAAAAUAUUAUGUACUUCUGUAGGCAGUCUUGAGAAGUGUCUAAAAUUAGAAUUGUGACUUAAUUAAGGUUGCUAUUAUAACUAUUUAUUAAAUGAUCUGACUUUCCUACUCUGUGUAAAAGCCAUCAAAUACAAAAAUGCAUAUGCAAACAACCCAUGAAAAGUUGCAAAGAUCACUUAAAUUUGAAUUAUAAAUAAAAACUUGCAAGUCAUCAAUA